CGCCUUUUUUCUCGACUCCGGUCGUCUCUCGCCUUUUCCCUCCAAUAGUGUACGCAGUGAUAGUAAUCGGCCAAGGGUCCAUUUUUCGCGGUGAUUGCCUCAGUCUGGCUCGUCCGAACAUUGUUUUUGCUCUCAAGGCCAUUAUUUACUCUCUGGUUUCCCCUCUGCCAAACGCGCCCAGUCUCUCGGAUUGCAAUAUUUCCCUGAAAGCUCUGAAAUUCAGAUCGCGCGCCAUCUUUUCCCUCUGAGGCAGAUAUAUUACACACACACACUGCUCGCACAAUGGCAUUUACAAACGGGUCGUUUGCGACCUUCUUAAUCGUCUGCCCCACCGCCUUUUUCCUUGGCAUAAUAUUUUCCCUCUUCCCCUACGACUACCCGCUGCUCUGGUCCACCACCCCCACUCCGGCUUCGCACUUCGACUAUGUAGAAGCUCACCUCAAAUUCCUUCAUGCCUCCCCGCCGCUCAUCCCUCGCAUCCUCCACAUUGUCAUGUUCCUCGGCCUCGCCGGCCUUAUCAUGAAACUCUACCGCCCUUCCGAAUCAAACAUGCUCUUUGACGGCGCCAGUCUCGUGCUCUACAUGUGCGGUGUCAUCGUGUAUGUCGCCAACAUCGUCAAGGGUCUUCGCAUCGUUACGGCUGGCGAGUAUGGCUCGCAGAUUGCUGGCGAAGAGGGAGAGCAGAUCUUGGGCAGGGAGGAUAGCUUGAAGGUGUUGGCGGCGAGUAAUACCAUUUUGGCGCUGGUGUUGGUCGGUGUGUUGGUGUUGCAGGCGGGACAGUGGUAUGCGGAGAGAAAGGAGAGGGAGGAGUUGGAGGAUAUGAGUAAGAAGUCUGAAGCUAAGAAGGAGGAGAAGGAGGCGCCUAAAGUCACAAGACAGACUAGUGCCAGUAAGAAGAAACAGUAAUUUGGGGUUUCUACGGAGUAGCUAUGGUUGAGGGAAAGCUGCGAAUGGUACGGAAAAGUUAGCGCACUGCUGAAAGGCGGUGCGGGUGUUUGUCGAUUGUAACAUGAGAAGUGGGAAUGAAAUGUUUGCAAAGAGAAUUUUUGUUAUUAUAUGGCUG
Molecule: messenger RNA, 1063 nt
Organism: Coccidioides immitis RS
Lineage: Eukaryota; Fungi; Ascomycota; Eurotiomycetes; Onygenales; Onygenaceae
Product: ER membrane protein SH3
Exons: 3
Coding region: 283-906 (207 amino acids)
Biological process (GO): endoplasmic reticulum to Golgi vesicle-mediated transport
Cellular component (GO): endoplasmic reticulum membrane
Source: RefSeq, a predicted model, not a curated record